Molecule: messenger RNA, 3059 nt
Organism: Leptopilina boulardi
Lineage: Eukaryota; Metazoa; Arthropoda; Insecta; Hymenoptera; Figitidae
Gene: dpa
Product: DNA replication licensing factor MCM4
Exons: 8
Coding region: 148-2802 (884 amino acids)
Biological process (GO): DNA strand elongation involved in DNA replication; double-strand break repair via break-induced replication; mitotic DNA replication initiation
Cellular component (GO): nucleus; MCM complex
Molecular function (GO): ATP binding; ATP hydrolysis activity; single-stranded DNA helicase activity
Source: RefSeq, a predicted model, not a curated record
AAACCUGUUUAUUAUAAGAUCGUGCUUGGACGCGAUAAACAUCACGCUGUUUUUUCGCGGGAAACGAAGUUAAUCGUUCAUCUUGCAAGCGAACUGACAAAUAAUAAUUUGUAAAAACCAGAAAAAUAUUUCAAAAAGAAAGACAAAAUGUCGAGUCCUAUGAGACCACCACCAACACCAACUAGAUCGGAUAUUAGAACUCCACGACGUGUACAAAGAUCACCAAAUGCAACUCCAUCUCCCUCAGUCAGAAGUCAAAAUGGAAACAUCACUCCUUCAAAGCCAGGUCCAAGUAAUGGCUCAGUGGACACUCCACUUAGAUAUGGAAAUCGAAGAGUACCAGGAACUGUUGCAGAAUCAUCAGAAGGACAAUCUGUUCCGGCAUCAUCGCCAAAUAGACUUUUACAAACAAGUCCCAUUGCCGGUGGGAUGAGUGAAAUUGAUCUUUCCUCACCUUUAAAUUAUGGAACACCAAGUUCUCUUGGUUCAAUUCGAACACCUAGAAGUGGCAUACGAGGAACUCCUAUUAGACAAAGAACGGAUAUUAGAACUGAUAAACGAUUGAGACAAGUAAAUGUUGAUGAACCGAUUCCAGAAGAUGCAGUUGCAGGAACUUCCGAGAGUGAAAAUGCAGGCCCUCAACUUGUAAUUUGGGGAACAAACGUUGUAGUAAGUCGUGUAAAAGAACAAUUUAAACGAUUUGUCACACGUUUCAUUGAUCCAGAUGCAGAAAAUGAUGAAUUGCCAGAAACAUUGAAUUUAACUGAACCACUUUAUUUACAAAAACUUAAUGAAAUUCAUUCACUUGAAGAUCCUUAUUUAAAUGUGAAUUGUGGACAUAUUGAAGCUUUUGAUGCACAAUUAUAUUCUCAACUUGUUCGCUAUCCUCAGGAAGUUAUUCCUGCAUUGGAUAUGGCAGUUAAUGAAAUGUUUUUCGAAAAAUAUCCAGCUGCUGUUCUUGAUCAUCAAAUUCAAGUACGACCAUUUAAUGUGUCUAAGACAAAAAAUAUGCGUAUGUUAAAUCCCGAGGAUGUUGAUCAAUUGAUAACAAUAUCGGGAAUGGUUAUUCGAACAUCAAACGUUAUUCCUGAGAUGAGAGAAUCAUUUUUUAAAUGUAUUAUUUGUUCAUUUUCAACUUUAGUUGAAGUUGAUAGAGGUCGUAUUGCCGAGCCAACAGUUUGCACACAUUGUAAUAAUAAUUUUUGCUUUAAUUUGGUUCAUAAUCGAAGUCAUUUUUCGGAUAAACAAAUGAUUAAAUUACAAGAAUCACCUGAUGAUAUGCCAGCUGGUCAAACACCACAUACUGUUACACUUUUUGCUCAUAAUGAUUUGGUGGAUAGAGUAUCACCAGGAGAUCGUGUUGCAAUUACUGGAAUUUAUCGUGGUGUUCCAAUGCAAGUUAUGCCAAGACAAUCAAAUGUUCGCUCUGUUCUUAAAACUCAUCUCGAUGUUGUUCACUUUAGAAAACAGGAUUCAAAAAGGUUGUAUGAUCAAGAAGAAGGAAAAGAGCAUGCUUUUCCACCGGAGAGAAUUGAAUUACUCAAGCAUCUUUCGACAAAAGAAGAUGUUUAUGAUAGACUCGCGAGAAAUAUUGCUCCAAGUAUUUAUGAGAAUGAUGAUAUUAAAAAAGGAAUUCUUUUACAAUUAUUUGGUGGUACUAAAAAAACUCAUAUUGUAUCAGGAAGAAGUCAUUUUCGUUCGGAAAUUAAUAUUUUACUUUGUGGUGAUCCUGGAACCAGUAAAUCUCAACUUUUACAAUUUGCUUUUAAUUUAGUUCCUCGUUCUCAAUACAGUAGUGGAAAAGGAUCUAGUGCUGUUGGUUUAACGGCAUAUGUAACUAAAGAUCCAGAAACUCGUCAAUUAGUUUUGCAAACGGGUGCAUUGGUUUUAGCUGACAAUGGAAUUUGUUGUAUUGAUGAAUUCGAUAAGAUGAAUGAAAGUACACGUUCAGUUUUACAUGAAGUUAUGGAACAACAAACUUUAAGUAUUGCAAAGGCGGGAAUUAUUUGUCAAUUAAAUGCAAGAACAAGUAUUCUUGCUGCUGCAAAUCCUUGCGAAUCUCAAUGGAAUUCGAGAAAAACGGUUGUUGAGAAUGUUUUGCUUCCUCAUACAUUAUUAUCUCGAUUCGAUUUGAUAUUUUUAAUGUUGGAUCCACAAGAUGAUAAAUUCGAUAAAAAACUUGGCAAGCAUAUGGUAUCAUUGUAUUACAAAGAGGAUCUUGAAGAAGAAGACGAUUUAAUUGAUAUGAGUGUAUUGCGUGAUUAUAUUGCUUAUUCUAAGGAACACAUUAAACCAACUCUAAGCGAGGAAGCUCAACAAAGAUUGGUACAAGCAUAUGUUGAUAUGAGAAGAGUUGGAAGUGGUCGUGGACAAAUAACUGCUUAUCCUCGACAAUUAGAAUCAUUAAUUAGACUUUCUGAAGCACAUGCAAAAGUUCGUUUUAGCAAUUUAGUUGAAAUUGAAGAUGUCGAAGAAGCAUGGCGUUUACAUCGAGAGGCACUUAAACAAUCGGCUACAGAUCCUAUUACUGGAAGAAUUGACGUCAAUAUUUUGACAACAGGAGUUUCUGAAGGUGCAAGAAAACGACAACUUUUACUUACUACAGCAUUGAAAAAGAUUAUUUCAGAAAAAGGAAAAGUUCCCACAUUGUCUUAUCAGAAACUUUUUAUUGAAGUUAAAGAAUCAUCUGAUACUCUUGUGACACGAGAAAUGUAUGAGGAAUCAUUAAAAAAUCUACAAGAUGAAGAUUUCAUAAAACGCAUCGGUAAGGAUACAAUUCGUUUGUUAAAAAACAAGGACUAGUUUUUUUAUGACAUUUAUUAUGAAAUAGAUAUAUUUUUCUUUUUUUUAUAUUCUUAAAUAAGAAAUUAUUUUCAAGUCUAUUUGACGAAUAUUUCAUAAUUAAUAUAGCGAAUAGAAUUAAGAUUUAAUUUUAGACACCUAAGUGCAUUUACCCUUUUCAAAUAAUUUACAUGAAACAAAUUAAAUUUGUCUAUUUCUUAAGAUAUAACUGUAAAUCGUCAAUACGAGAUAAGUAUUUUUUACUUUUAUAAAUGUGG